Molecule: messenger RNA, 3537 nt
Organism: Oryza brachyantha (malo sina)
Lineage: Eukaryota; Viridiplantae; Streptophyta; Magnoliopsida; Poales; Poaceae
Exons: 7
Coding region: 2351-3103 (250 amino acids)
Molecular function (GO): protein binding
Source: RefSeq, a predicted model, not a curated record
UUCUUUGAAAUAUAUACUAGUAAUCAUGCACGUGCAAUGCUGCAUGAAAAAUCCACAGGAUGUGACUCUAAACAAUGAAUUCAGAAACAUUGGAGAAGCAUGUUUACCCACUGAAUUCAAAUAUAUUCCUCUAAGCUCAUGUUUAGGCAGUAAUCUAGACUUUAAAAGUACAUGCAUUCCAAGUCCGUGCUAAUUCAGAUAGUUUCUAUACAUGGUGUAAUAUGAAUUCAGUAUGAAGUUGUAAAGAUCAUGUCCUAAUAAAGGUCUAAGAACAGUAAUAUAAUAUUUCAGCAUACAUAUCUAGUAUAGCAUGAAGUUAUAAAGAUCGGAUCCUAGAUUUCAGGAUAGUGAUGUAUUACAAGACAGUGAUCUACCUGAAGUUGUAAAGGUCAAAUCUGGGAUUUUCAAUUGAUACAGUAUUUACAAAAUCAUUUUGAAAUUAUCAAAGUGAUCAAUUACUGCCCUAGACAUGCAUAAGUACAUAGAAUAAACUGAUCCUUGUAUACAUCAGCAAAUAGAAUUUUGCAGCUAGCAUCCUAAUCAUGUAUUUAUGGGGCGACCCACGUAGAUCAAAGCUGAUAAAAGGACAUUGCUAUUCUCAGCUUAAAUUGAAGGAAUUAAAUCUAUAUUUUCAGUGAUUCCUUGGACUUCUCAACUGGAAUGUUGCACAUGAUGCUAGCCCUGCAGCUCAAAAUGGUCCCUAGAAAAAAUAACUAAAAAAAAUUGCUUUCAACCUUUCAAGUUACCAUCUUAGUAAGGUUAUAAACAUCGAGCAAGUAGCAACACAAGCUCAUGUAAUCAGUAAACCAUGCAAAAUAAAGGAAAAGUAUAAAAUUAAAAUACUGGUUAAGAAUAGACAAACAGAUCAUCCUUUCAUAGAAGAAAGCCAGUACCCGUCUCUCAGGAGGUACUGCUACAGAAACAAUUUUCCUAGGCCCUCGGCCUUCCUCUCCUAACCCAAACUCUUCAGAAGAACUACCACAUUCUCAGGAUAUGGUGAGCUAAAACUGUCUUAUUUAAGUACAUGUGUUCAUAUUUGGUGUUAAGUGUGCAACCAUGCUAUUAUCUCGUAACAAUAAAAAGAAGCACCUCAAGUUAAAAGAACAAGAUUUUACUUCCCACCCAAAAAACCUAACAUGAUACAUGAUUAUAUAGUACCAUGCCCAUGCUCCAAUGCAGUAAAUAUAACCAAAAAAGCACAUAUGGAUAAAUCCUCCACACACCUAAUACCGAGCAAAUUUUCUAAUAGGAAAAUUCCAUCAAGUAGCCGGUCCAUAAUAAGAAAAGGCUGGUAACGAAAUCGAUAUAGAUAAAUGUUAUGUGUUUCUAUGAACAACACGAUAACAACGCACCACAAGUAGUUGAGUAUUAACCGGUUUUAUUCUAGUUUAGUUCCAAAAGGAAGCAGAACCUGUCACAGAUAGACUAACAGGAUGAUAAUGUCGUUGCCUGUAUAUAGUCUAUGUAUCUAUGCUGCAUAUCUCAUAACUGUAGUUGAUAAUGUCGUCGCCUGUAAUUGGUUUAAUCUUUUGAAUUACCAACUGCUGUUACUUAAUCCCUCUUCGUUUAUCAUCUGAGUUUCAUUGGCAUUGCUGUUAAAUUGGGAAGUAAUUGCUCACUGUAGCUGAACUUGCUGAAUUUUAGAAAUUGAAUAGGAAUUAUGAGGUAUUUCAAUACAACUUGGACUGUUUGGCCAAAUAAAUCUGGUUAUAUUGCCCACUUGUUGCCGUGCAUUCCAUAGGCCUCUUUCCACCUAAUGUGAGGCCACACCAGAAAUUCAUAUCAUUUGCAUGUGCUCUACAAACCAAAUUAUGUAAUGUCAAGCACCCCAUGAAACAACAAUUGUGGUAAUGGGAAAUAUCUUAUCACAUAUCUUUUUAAGUUUACAUUGACACACACACUAACUUCUUCCACUAACAUAUCAGCUCUCGAAACUCCUUUGUCAGCAUGUUAAUUCCCUUUAUGCCACAAGGGCACAAAGAAGAAAAUCCCGUCAUCCUCUAAACUUCUUAAAAGAUAAUUGAUUUAAUUACCUUGUCAUGAGCCUUUUCAAAAUUAUUUGCACCCAAGCCUUCCCUUGAUUUCCUCAAUGCCCUUGUCAAGUCGAUGAGCUUUGCAAGGUAGAACCUUUAGCUCGCAUGUAUCAGUAUUGUUUCUUGUGAAAGUGAGUAACAACACUGCAUGUUUGUCUCACUAUGGCUUAGCUGCCCAUACCUAGCAUGCUGCAUUGGAGAUUCUAUUAUUAUGAGAUGUGUAUGCUAUUUCUUAUGAUUUCAUUUUUUUCCCAUUAGUCCCUUUUAUACAAAUUAACUAUAGUUGAUCAAGUUUCAAAUCUUCAGCUGUCUGUUCAAUGCCAAAUAAGACUAUCACAGAAGGACAGUUGUUAUUCUUCAAUGUGCACUAUGGUAUCGCCCUUUUGGAGGUGAUAGUAGACUUCCAGUUGCAGGUCCCUUCUUUUGGGCCAGGCGCAUACUUUGGGCAAGACAUAUUUUCAUUGGGUAGGGAUGAAAACAUGUCCUUAGGGGUCAGUCAUGGAACAAUUUUAUGGCUGGAUUAUCCUGUGCUAUUGAGGAACCACUACAUGUUUCUGAGUUGUGAUAUUCCUGAGGGUGGUUCAGGAGGGCCGGUGAUUGACCAUGGUGGCGAUAUCAUUGCGAUUGCAUUUGAUAUAAACCCAGGUCCAGUUGUUACCUCUAUCAAUACAAUCAUGACUUGCAUUGCGAUGUGGGACCAGUUUAGACGUGUUUCUCGCCCCAUCCUUGGCAUGCAAUUGAAGUCAGUGGAACUACUGGAUGUGUCCAGACAGGAGGAACUCUCUAUUGACUAUGAUAUCACUGGUGGUUUCAUUGUGAAGCAGGUGAUAGUUGAAUCUGCUGCUGAAAAGCUUGGUAUUAGACGAGGGGAUGUUAUUGUUUUUCAGGAUGUUUGUUGUUCUACUUUACCUCAGUUAGAAGACUAUCUCCUUUCUCUUGGUUGGCGAUACCUGCAAGGGAUGCACUCGACAACAGAUCUCAAGGUUGAAGUUCAUAAUCUCUUCGACUCAUAUAGGGAAAGCAUUACUUUCCCUGUACAGUUCUCUGAUGCUUCUAAACAGGUUUACUGAUGGUGUAAGACUUAAGUUGGCUAUAGUAAUGACUGACCAAGGAGAGGGAUGUCUACUUGUGCUUUUGGGAUAAUUUCGCAAGGCCUCCUACCAGCAAUGCAACCUCAUUGUCUAAAUGGUUGUGCUGAUUUUUUGGAUGAGAUUUUUGUAAGAAAGGUGUUACUGCGCCUCAUACGCUCUUAACAGAAGAUAAUGUCCCCCAGUAUAACACACACAAUCAAUACAUCAUGGGCACGCGGGCACACGGAUGUUCCCUCUAACGACGUGCUACUAUAUUAUUAGAGGAGCUGAGUAUCUAUCUGUGUAUGUCUCAGUUUAGCUGGUUUAUACUAAAGUCCUUGUCAAUAUAUAGCACUAUUGGGUCGCAUCAAUCACUUUUCAUUUAGGUGGUGAUUCUGUCUUUUGUAAGGAAAAAAACCAAAUGACAUUAGAAA